AUGACGGCUACAGAUGAAUUUGGGAACCCGUCUGAGGUGAACAGCCGCUGCAUCUGCUAUCGGGUGACCGCCAAGCCCCAGGGGCCCGCGGUCUUUUCUGCCAAUUACAAAGACUGCCAUGUGCUGGAGAAGGAUGGGCGCUCCCACCUGAGGGUGUUCAUGGAAGCUGUGCUGCUCAGUGGCACUCUGAUCUGUCCCAGACCUGAUCACACCUGGACUCCAGACUCCCGCCUGGCAGCACCCACCACAUUCUCACUUCCUGCCCCUCAUCGGUACCCUCUGACUCAGGAACAGUGCCAGGUGGCCUCCAGGGACAUCCCCCGCAGAGUGAGAAGCUCAAAGGAAGCGGCAGCUGGCUGCUGUCAUGACAACACCAGAGAGGGUCUCUGUUACUAUGGCAACACAGCGACUGUCCAGUGCUUCGGAAACGGUCACUUCGUCCUGGUGGUGUCCCAAGAAGCAGCCUUGGUGUGCAGGACACUGGUCGAUAUCCACCUGGUCUGCACUGCCCCCAGCUGCUCCCCAACCAGGAGGCGGGAUUCCGUGGUCUCCGUGGCUGGCCCUCUCACCUGCUGUGACACCACAGUCCAGGCGGACAGCACCCAGCAGAACCAGCUGCUGUCCAGCAUCGGCAUCUGGAUGGGGCCACAGGGUUCCAUCACGUGGGACGGCACCUUCAGGCUUCACAUCCACUGUGUCUUCAAUGCCAGUGACUUCCUGCCCCUCCAGGCGUCCCUCUUUCCUCCCCCCCCAGCCACUGUGACCCAGUACAGCCCGACAAGGGAAAAGGCCCCUCUCCCUGCAGACAAGGCUUUCAGCUCCUACCACAGGGAGGGGGACCACCCCAUUGUGGGGCUGCUUCAGGAGUCUGACCCCACGGAGGUCUGGCUCCUGCAGAGGACAGACCCCAUUCUGGUCCUGGUGCUGCACCAGCACUGGGCCGUUCCCAGCGCCAACCCCUUCCAGUAUCCUCAGUGGCCCAUCCAGUCAGGUGAGUGUCCUUUCGGUGACAUCAGGACCUGAAUGCUGGCCUUGGAAGGGGCUCUGCCCUUCCACUCUCACUACCAGUGCUUCACCGUUGCCACCUUCGCCCUCCUGGACACUGGCUCCUGGAGGGCCCGCAGGGGCCAGGUUUACUUCCUCUGCGGCACCUCUGCCUGCUGCCCCUCAGGGCUGAAGACUUACUCGACUACAUGUAGCUCUGGGGCUGCAGCCGGACGGCAAUGAGCCUCAGGUCACCACAAUGACAUUGCCAGGCCCAGCAUGGUGAGCUCUCCCGGGCCACUGGGCUUUGAGGAUUCCUACAGCUCCGGCUAUACUAGCCAUGGUCCACCUCAUCUGCAAAAGGGCAGCUUCAGCUCUGCCCAGUGUGACUACCAAGGGCUGGGGUUUGGGGAGAGAGUUGGAGGGGCCCUUGCCCAGCCCUGCCAUCCUCCAGAUCCCUUUCGUCUGGCAGGCUCCACCAUGAGCUGCAACACAAGCCCUCUCCUCUGGGUAAUUCUUUUGCUGUUGGCUGUUGUCCUGGUCCGAGGGGUUGGCGUCUUUGUGGACCUGAGCCAGGCCAAGCCCAGAAGCUCCUGGAAGGCAACAGAAGGUGAACAGGCUGAAUAGACCCUUGUUUCAAGCCUAGUGAAAGCAGGUGUGGAAGAGCUCCUUGUGGUGACUAGACAGAAUCAUUCUCAUCUUAGACACUUGCUCUUCAGAGUCAGCUCUGUCCUUCCAGAAUUGCGGCCUCUAUUACUGGGUAGAGUCCAAUGCCU
Physeter macrocephalus (sperm whale) is the source of this 1760-nucleotide messenger RNA. RefSeq names its product zona pellucida glycoprotein 1 (gene ZP1). The record is from RefSeq and is a predicted model, not a curated record. Gene Ontology annotation, cellular component: egg coat. Gene Ontology annotation, biological process: binding of sperm to zona pellucida; prevention of polyspermy. Gene Ontology annotation, molecular function: structural constituent of egg coat; acrosin binding. Lineage: Eukaryota; Metazoa; Chordata; Mammalia; Artiodactyla; Physeteridae.